AAUUUCUGAACUACAAUUCUGGAUAAAUUAUUCACACGAAUCAUUAUGUACGUCGAGGUAAACACCGAUGACUGCGAGAGCAUCAUUCCAUUGCUCUUCAUUAAAUUGUUUCAACUUUACAAAAAAAAUUGUCAAAAAUAUUUUUUUUCUCAGUAUAAUCAUAAAUUGAUGAUCAAGUGAAAUAGCAUGAUCGAUCUCAUUACGACGAUUCCAUUUCGCAACGAAAUAAAUUAUGCAACUGCGUUACUAACUGAAUUACGAUAAAAUCUCGUUAAUGUUAAUCCCGCUGACCUCUAGUCCCCACUAUGAUCUAGCAAUCGCUAGCAUCUCAGAAUUCCGCUCAGUCUGCCACUGAAAGUGCCGUCGAGAAUACCCAUCAGCGGAGAAUCCAAGCAUGAAGAUAUUCCUUGUCCUCAUCAGUCUCGCGGUCUCUGCAGCACCUGCACAGGGGCAAGAGGAAGUCUGCAGCGACGAAGAUUGGGAUUUCAGAAUGUGUAAGAAGUCCAACGCGCUGACGCGGGUCACCCACGACGCCAGCAUAUUCUCCGGAAAAAGUUUCUACAAGACCCUCAGUGGCAUCACUGCCAUCAACGAGGAUGCCUUCGACACCCUGGACCUCGAGCGGCUCGUGCUGACGUUCAGCGAGCGCGACGGCGACGAGACUCCGCCGCCCGCGGUGUCGAUAAAACCGAAUACCCUCGUGGGUCUGGCGAACUUGCGGGAGCUGAGCAUCGGAGGGGGACGAAUCGACUCCAACGGAGGCAUUCUGGCGCUUCCCAGAUCGUUAGUGAGCUUGAAAUUCCGGACAUGUGGAUUCACGGAGGUGCCAACAGAGACGCUGUCAGCUGUCCCGAACCUCGAGGAGCUGUCGCUCGAAGGGAAUGACAUCCGCAGCGUGAAGCCGGACGCCUUCGCUGGCCUGACGAGCCUAAAGACCCUCGACUUGAGCAGAAAUCGCGUCAAGAAACUUCACGACGGGUGUUUCAACCAACUCGGUAACCUAGAAUCGCUGAACUUAGUUCAGAAUAUGAUUGCGCCGGCGCCCGGACUCCUCAGAGGACUCAAUAAAUUGAAGAAACUUUAUAUGAGUGACGCCUUCAAUCUCGCGGGGUUUCAGCCGUAUUUACUGGAAGAUGUGCCGGCUCUCAAGGUCUUGUACUUGGGCUUCAAUCGGAUGUCGUCCCUGCAGGCCGGGAUGUUCGACGCCCUCCACGGGCUGGAGGACCUGUCCCUGUACGGAAAUCUACUGCAGCACGUCCCGAGAGGGGUUUUCGACACGCUCGGAUCGCUGAACGAACUUUCUCUGGCUGACAACCGGAUCGAAACCAUCGAACCAGGAGCUUUCUCCGGGCUGAACCUCACUCGUCUCGUCCUGUCCCUCAAUAACAUUAAGACCAUUGAGACCGGGACUUUCAGCAAUCUCAACGUCAGCAACCGUUUGGUGCUCAGGAAGAAUUUGAUUUCGGAUGUGAAACCGCGAGCUUUUAGGAAGUUGACGACGCGUCAGUUGGAUUUAACGGAGAAUAAAUUGACCAAAGUCGAUGCUGAUGACUUCGCGGGACUCACCGCCAGAGAACUGGACUUGAGCUCAAACCGAAUUACGGCAGUCGCGCCGGACGCCUUCAUCUACGCCAGAAUCGAUGUGCUUGGGCUGUUUUUGAAUCCUAUCGCGGGGGUUGAUAAAAACGGGUGGGGGCUGCAGGAGUCUGUGGAAAUACUGUGGCGUUGAAUUAUCGUUUUAAAUUAGAUGAAUUCCAAGCGAUGAAGUUGUUCUUAACAUAUCCCCUCCUCGGAAAAUCCUUCACGGAAAAAAAUACACUUGAAUUGACUAUAUUUUUUCCGUGAUUAAAAACUACUGAAAAGAUCAACAAAUAAAAAUAAAACAACUCAAAAC
Messenger RNA from Diachasma alloeum, 1894 nucleotides. Its product is annotated as carboxypeptidase N subunit 2-like. Lineage: Eukaryota; Metazoa; Arthropoda; Insecta; Hymenoptera; Braconidae. The transcript has a single exon. The coding region runs from base 395 to 1729 and encodes 444 amino acids. The record is from RefSeq and is a predicted model, not a curated record. Gene Ontology annotation, molecular function: protein binding.